AUGGAGAAGAAGCUUACAGAGAAGAUCGCGGCUUUGCCGCCAGACGCAAAUUACUUCUCCCUGGAGUUCUUCCCACCGAAAACCCGUAUGGGUUUGGUGAAUUUAUCUGCACGUCUCGAACGUAUGUCCCAGGCUCUGCGCCCCUUAUUCGUCACCGUUACUUGGGGUGCAGGCGGAAGCACGGCGGUCCGAUCCCUCGAGCUGGCCGAAGUUUGCCAGCGCCAGCUGCAAUUGACAACCGUCUUGCAUUUGACAUGCACCAACAUGAGCCGCGAGCUGAUCGAUACGGCUUUGGUGGAUGCAAAGGCGCUCGGUAUCCGCAACAUUCUGGCUCUGCGUGGAGACCCGCCCCGCAGUGAGGAGUACAACAUGGACGGAGAGGACGAUAGCAACAAGGACUUCACUUUCGCUGUGGAUUUGGUGAAAUAUAUUAAGAAGCAGCAUGGAGACUACUUCUGCAUUGGUGUCGCUGCCUACCCGGAGGGUCACCCAUCAGACUCUUUCCAGGAUGUACAGGAUCCCGUGCGUGAUCUGCCUUACUUGAUUGAGAAGACCGUUGCUGGUGCAGACUUUAUUAUGACGCAGCUUACCUACGAUCUGGAGGCGUAUCAAAAGUUUGAGAAUAUGCUUCGGAACCACGAGUCGGGUGUUUUCAAGACCAUCCCGAUUAUCCCAGGCUUAAUGCCUAUUCACAGCUACAAGAUUCUCACUCGCGUGACCAAGCUCAGCCAUGUCAAGGUGCCGGAUGCCGUUGCCAAGCGCAUCGAAGAAGUUAAGCAUGAUGACGACGCUGUCAAGCGGGCUGGUGUGGAUAUUGUCAGUGAAAUUGUUGGAGGUAUCAGGGAGCUGAAGUCUCCCGGGCCACGGGGUUUCCAUUUCUACACUCUGAACUUGGAGAAAACAGUUUCAUUCAUCCUCGAACGGUGUGAUAUGAUUCCACCAUUCUCUGUGAACCAGGAUGAUGCUCUUGAUAUUGAUAACACCGUAUCGAUCGAUGACGUCCCCACCCGUUCAUUGCAGUCAAGACGCCGCUCGUCUAUCAACUCGCAGCCAUACAACCGUGUCAUUGUCGACCGGUUUUCCGGAAAAGACUCAUCCCGUAGCUCCACACACGAGGCCCUGGCAGAUGGAUCAGGCAUGCCUGCUUUGCCUCCUAACCGCAGCACGACCCUUCUCAUCUCCGAGGGCCUCGGCGCCCUUGGCAGGGAGGCAACCUGGGAUGACUUCCCUAACGGCCGAUGGGGUGAUGCACGAUCUCCCGCCUUCGGUGAGAUUGAUGGCUAUGGACCUUCCCUUCACGUCACAUCUACCGUCGCCCGUCGUCUGUGGGGCCACCCCGUCGAGCAAUCUGACCUCAACACCCUGUUCCGCCGUCACGUCUCUGGCGAACUCCACAUGGUCCCCUGGUCUGAGGGUGGUGCCGAGGAAGGUAGCGGGGGUUUGAACCCUGAAACAGACCUCAUUCGACCGGAGUUGCUUAAGCUCAUUGACGGCCGUGGCUGGUGGACUCUUGCAUCGCAGCCUGCCGUCAACGGUGUCCGUAGUGACAACCCCAUCUUUGGCUGGGGUCCGCCACGUGAAGGCUUUGUGUUCCAGAAGCCUUUCGUUGAGUUCUUCUGUUCUAGCAACGACUAUAACAACAUCCUCCAGCCUCUUUUCGCCAAGUACGAUGAAAAGCUAGCCUGGUUCGCUAUCAACCAGAAGGGUGUUUACGAAUCCUCAUACCCGACUUCUUCGGGCGAUCCCGAUGAGGACGAAGCGAACCCGGACAGCGCUAAUGCUGUCACUUGGGGAGUCUUCCGUGGCAAAGAAAUCAUCACCCCCACCAUCAUUGAGGAAGUCAGUUUCCGUGCUUGGGGUGAGGAGGCUUUCCGUAUUUGGGACGAAUGGCGCCGCAUUUACCCCCGUAACUCUCCUACCGAACGGUUCCUUGAUACUACUAGAAACGACUCUUGGCUUGUUUGUGUUGUUGGACAGCAAUAUGGUGCUGGCACUAAGCCUGGCUCCAAGGAGGAGGAGGAAGAGGUCAAGUGGAUGUGGCGCGUGUUGGCGGGUGAGACGCAGUAG
Molecule: messenger RNA, 2067 nt
Organism: Penicillium verhagenii
Lineage: Eukaryota; Fungi; Ascomycota; Eurotiomycetes; Eurotiales; Aspergillaceae
Product: methylenetetrahydrofolate reductase (NAD(P)H) MET12
Exons: 2
Coding region: 1-2067 (688 amino acids)
Biological process (GO): tetrahydrofolate interconversion
Cellular component (GO): cytosol
Molecular function (GO): methylenetetrahydrofolate reductase [NAD(P)H] activity; FAD binding
Source: RefSeq, a predicted model, not a curated record